AUUUUAUUCCUGUGAAUUUCAUCAGAAGGACAUGAUGUGGACGGGCAAUACAAAGUCAUUUUUCUUGGUGACUUUAAUCAUUCUCCAAUACUUCGCUUGUGAGUCUCAAGCAAGUAUUAGUCUCGGAACUUGUCAUCUUUUGUGUAAUGAGGAAGAAGCUUGUAAGGAAGGGCCUCCUGGACCACCUGGCGAGCGCGGCCCAGAAGGACCUCGCGGAAUGAUGGGACCAGCAGGGCCACCUAGUACUUGCUGCGAAGAUUUAGUUGAGCGAUACGAACAGCUUGAACACCAAGUUCAAGAGUUGGAUGAAUGGAUGUUUGCACGUGACUGUGCAGCGGUAAAAACUCACGUGAUAUCAAGUGGAACUUACGUGAUUCAUCCGUUCAAUGAAAGUAAACAAGGAGUUCAAGUGUAUUGUGAUCAAGUAACCGAUGGUGGUGGAUGGAUUGUAAUACAAAGAAGACUUGACGGAACUGAAGAUUUUUAUCGUGACUGGAAUGACUAUGUCACCGGUUUCGGCUACAUAGAACGAGAAUUCUGGCUAGGACUGGAAACGAUGCAUAGAAUAUCUAUCAAUGGUCCUCAUGAGAUUCGAUUCGAUUUUAUCACAAGAGACAACGAAAAAUUAUUUGCAAAAUACGGACAAUUUCAAAUUGCUGGAGCAGAGGACAAUUAUCGAAUAACGAUUACCGGAUAUUCAGGAAAUGCAGGCGAUUCAAUGGCGCACCAUAACAAUAACCAAUUUACGACGAAGGAUCAAGAAAACGACCAGGACCCAGGAAAAAAUUGCGCUGAAUCGUACAUAGGGGGUUGGUGGUACAACUAUUGUCACCACGCUAACUUGAAUGGUUUAUACACAGGUACAUCGACCGAGGGUUUAUCCUGGUUUAAGUGGAAAAAUACAUACACUCCAUUUGCCAAAUUUGUGGAAAUUAAGAUCAGGAAAUCAGCCGUGCCAGAUCUUUAAUAGUAUAGAAGUGAAAUAGUUUAUAACAUCUACGUACAAUACAAGGGUGGCAUAAAGUCGCACAUCAAGGUAAAUCUCAAAGAUACAAAACCCCUGAAAUUAUUCGAUCCUGAGACACAGUCUUCUCUGAUUCAUCAUGAUAACAAUCUAAAAUUAGAAUGAGUCGCCCAUUGACGUACACGUUUUGACGUAGAUUGUGAGUUUAACUCUGAUGCGCGACUUUAUGGCCACCCCUGUAUUGUAACGUACAGUCAAAUAAAUACUUUCUCAUUAGUCCAUUGAAAUUUCAAGUUUUGCCUGAUACAUGUUUUUAUGUGUGUCAAGAUUAUCAUGUUUGCCUAUCGUGAAAUAUCAGACUAAUAGUACUUGCCGUAAUAAUCUAUCUUGCCGUAAUAAUAAUCUUUAAAAUUGCAUUGUGUCGUGUCUUUUCACCUAAAAUAUAUAUCAACUUUGAUCACAUUAUUUUUUUUUCAAUAAUGGAGGACGAAUAGAUGAGAUUCACAUCAA
Messenger RNA from Styela clava, 1474 nucleotides. The record is from RefSeq and is a predicted model, not a curated record. NCBI's taxonomy places the organism in Eukaryota, Metazoa, Chordata, Ascidiacea, Stolidobranchia, Styelidae.